UUCAGAAGUGUGAUUCGAUUAAGAACGUGUCAAAGUUUAAUAAUUUCAUAAUAUUUUUGCCGAUUUUCGAGUAAAAGUGAUAGAUUUUUGAAUUUUUAACAACGAUGGCAAAUAUUUUAACACGUGCUGAGGUGAUUCGUAUAUUGACAGACGCCGGCAUUGAAUUUGAUCCAGAUGCGACGAUGACUACUUUGCGCCCAAUAUACGAUGGAUUGAUCGCAAAUCAGAUGCAAAACGUGCAAAUACAACGAGAAAAUGUGCAAAACGCGCCGGAAAUACCAGAUGAACAUGGAAAUGUGCCCAGAAACAAUGAUGAUCGUGCAAAUUUUGGUGAACCAGAUGAACAGCAGCAACAACGGGAAAUUGAACAACAACGUGCUUUACAACAACAACAGAUGCAACAGACGCAACCAGAUGCAAAUGUAAGUGUUCAUAAUCGGUUGAAUUUAGAUUGGAACGCAGAAGAAGCCGAAAUCGAUCGACAAUUGGCAAUUGCUCGUAAAAAACGUGAAUUGAUGGAAUUACAACGUGAAUUGGUGCAAAUGGAAACACGGAAAAUCGAUUUACAUGUGCUUGACGCAAUGGUGACAAAAUUUGAUGGAUCUGAAUUGCAUGACAUUGCGAAAUGGAUUGAAAAUUUGGAAAACGUGUUCGUCAUGUUCCAUUAUAGUGACCGUGAUAAAUUGGUUGCUACCCGACAUUUGAUGACUGGCCGUGCAAAACGUUUUGCGGAAAUAACAACGACAUUUUCGUACGAUCAAUUCAAAAAGGCAUUGUUGGAUGAAUACAAACGUGCAUACACCGUGCAAGAUGUUUUUCGCCAAUUGAAAGCACGCACAUUGAAACCAGAUGAAACACCACGCAAAUACAUCGUCGAAAUGCAAUACAUUGCGAGCCGAUCGAACAUUCCAGAAACCGAUUUAAUUGAUUUGAUCAUUAGCGGCCUGAACGAUAAAAGUGUUCACGCAUCAAUUUUGUACAGUGCUCGUACAUUGGCCGAACUGAAAAUGUUGAUGGAACGUUAUGAAAAAUUACGCCAUGCCUCAGUGCAACCAAGAUCAAGUGCCAUGCCAGCUGCAACAAUGAAACAGAAGCCAUACGUGCCAGAUGCCAGUGCAAAUACACGUGCCAUUGCAAGUGCCAGCGGUAGUACAACGAAAAGUGUUGGUGAAAUUGAUUUGUCGGGAAUUCGUUGCUACAAUUGUUUCAAUUAUGGGCAUUACCAGAGCAAGUGCACGGCUCCAAAGCGGCCACCAAAUUCGUGUUUCAUAUGCCAUGAAGUCGGUCAUACACGUCAUGAAUGCCCGAAAAAGAAGAAGCCAGAAGCCAGUGAACCAAAUGCGGUUGCAUCAGUUGGAAAUCCGCCACCAGAAACAAGUUAUCAGGACAAUUGGGACAUCGCAGAAGAUGAAAACGAAGUACGCCCUCUAGCAACGCAGUUGUCAUCGAUGCAAAUGCCCCGUUAGUUUCGUGAGACGUUCGAUGGUACCAUUUGCGAUGAAUAAAUUAAAAUGUACACCGUACCGUGGAAUGGGCAAUAAAAAAUUAAAUAAUGAUGCAGUGGUACCAUUACUAGUGGGACGAGAUCUAUUGAAGAAACUUGAGAUCUACUUGUGCCAAUUAAAAUCAUACAAAUACACAGCCUGCGAGCUAAUUAAAAUUAGAAGUAAUAUGAAAAAUAAAAUGCCCAAAAGUACCAGUGCACUUAAGUUGUUUAAUUUGUUUAAGAGUCCGAAUAAUAGCAUUACAGAGGUACCAACCACAGAUAGUUUUAAGAAUAC
Contarinia nasturtii (swede midge) is the source of this 1781-nucleotide messenger RNA. RefSeq lists its product as uncharacterized. The record is from RefSeq and is a predicted model, not a curated record. The transcript has 3 exons. The coding region runs from base 105 to 1466 and encodes 453 amino acids. NCBI's taxonomy places the organism in Eukaryota, Metazoa, Arthropoda, Insecta, Diptera, Cecidomyiidae. Gene Ontology annotation, molecular function: nucleic acid binding; zinc ion binding.